UCUCUUUUGUCAGCACCACAUACACAUUCCUUACCUACAAGUUCUCUUCCCCUUUUCAAUCCCUUGUGAUCUUUGAAAAUCCUAAGUUAUAAUGGGUGUCAUCACUUUAGAAAAUGAGUUUGCCAUUGCUGUCGCCCCAGCCAAGCUUUUCAAGGCAUAUUGUCUGGAUACAGAUACUCUACUGCCUAAAAUUCUGCCAGAACAUAUUAAGAGCUCUGAGAUAAUUGAAGGAAAUGGAGGGCCAGGAACCAUCAGGAAGAUCACUUUUACUGAAGGCAAAGAACUCAGUUAUGCCAAGCAGAUGAUUGAAGCCACUGACGAGGAGAACUUAACAUACAGCUUCAGCCUGAUUGAAGCCAAUGUCUGGAAGGAUGCAGUUGAAAAGGUGACUUACGAACACAAGUUUGUGCCAACUCCCGAGGGAGGAUGCAUCUGCAAGAGAACCAGCACAUAUUACAUCAAGGGUGAUGCUGAGAUCAACAAAGAUCAAAUCAAGGAUGUGUAUGGCAAAAAGACUGCAGGCUUGUUCAAGGCUGUCGAGGCAUAUUUCUUGGCAAAUCCAGAUGCCUAGAUAUAAAAAUUCCUUUGCUUGAUCAUCUCUUUGUGUGGCUGUUUCUCUUCCUUUUGUUCUUAGCCAAAAACUGGCUUUGGCGUGGCAAUAAAUUCGUGCACAUUUUUUGUUA
Molecule: messenger RNA, 683 nt
Organism: Populus euphratica (Euphrates poplar)
Lineage: Eukaryota; Viridiplantae; Streptophyta; Magnoliopsida; Malpighiales; Salicaceae
Product: major allergen Pru ar 1-like
Exons: 2
Coding region: 92-571 (159 amino acids)
Biological process (GO): defense response; abscisic acid-activated signaling pathway
Cellular component (GO): cytoplasm; nucleus
Molecular function (GO): abscisic acid binding; signaling receptor activity; protein phosphatase inhibitor activity
Source: RefSeq, a predicted model, not a curated record